AUGCGACGCCUGCUUUACAACGCCUUAGUAGCGGCCAUUCCUCUGGCUCUCGCCAACUUCGACGCCUCCCACGUCUCCUGGUACACUACCCCGGCCAACAACUUCACCUCCACCCUCCCCAUUGGUAAUGGCAGACUAGGCGCCGCCAUCUGGGGUACUGCGACCGAGAAUGUCACCCUCAAUGAGAAUUCCAUCUGGAGUGGCCCGUUCAUCAACCGUGUCAAUCCCCGCUCGUAUGACGCCCUUUGGCCAGUCCGGUCGCUCCUGGCAGAGGGGAACAUGACGGAGGGGAAUGAUGCUACUCUAGCAAAUAUGGUUGGCAUCCCGGAUUCGCCGCAGUCCUACAGUGCGCUGGGGUCUUUGGUCCUGGAUUUUGGGCAUGACGAGGCGGGAAUCAGUAAUUAUACGCGAUAUCUGGAUUUAAGGAGUGGUAUGGCGGUGGUGGAAUAUACUUAUCGAGCUGUGCGGUAUAGGCGAGAGUAUCUGGCGAGUCAUCCGGAUAACGUAGUCGCUGUGCGCUUGUCGUCGAGCGAGCCCGGAGGCUUGAAUGUGGCUUCUUCGUUGGUUCGAGAUCGAUAUGUUGUGUCCAAUAAUGCAACCCUCUCGCAUGACGGGGGGUUGUUGACGCUCAGGGCUUACUCGAAUAACGUUUCGAACCCCAUUCAGUUUACGGCCGAGGCCAGGGUGGUUUCUGAUGGGCGGGCUACAAGCAAUGGCACAUCCCUCGUAGUCCGGAACGCUUCGACAAUCGACAUCUUCAUCGACACCGAAACGUCCUAUCGCUAUUCAGCUCAAGAAAACUGGGAAGCAGAGAUUAAAUCAAAGCUUGACACUGCUUGCAGCUCUGGCUUUGUCGCCGUCAAGAAAAAUGCGAUCGCCGAUUACUCCGCUUUGGCGCAGCGAGUGGACCUGAACCUGGGAUCCUCUGGUUCAGCCGGCAACCUGCCCACCGACAGCCGCUUGGUGAACUAUCGCAUUGAUCCUGACAGCGACCCGGAGCUGGUCGUCCUCAUGUUCCACUUUGGCCGGCACUCAUUGAUCGCCUCCUCGCGCGCCACCGAGUCACCAGCCCUACCGGCCAAUCUACAGGGGCUGUGGAACCAGGACUUCGAUCCCGCCUGGGGUGGGCGAUUCACCAUCGACAUCAAUCUCGAAAUGAACUACUGGCCGGCAGAGGUCACUAACCUCGCUGAUACCUUUUCCCCGUUCAUUGAUCUGCUGGAUGUUGUGCAUGACCGAGGGCUUGAUGUAGCCGAAAGCAUGUACCACUGCAGCAACGGCGGGUAUGUCCUUCACCACAACACCGACCUCUGGGGCGAUGCAGCCCCCGUCGAUAAUGGCACAACCUGGACGAUGUGGCCUAUGGGUGGAGCAUGGCUGUCGGCUAAUCUGAUCGAGCAUUAUCGAUUUUCACGGGAUGAGUCCAUUCUCCGGAACCGCAUCUGGCCACUCUUGCAGAGUGCUGCGAGGUUCUACUACUGCUAUCUCUUC
Molecule: messenger RNA, 1491 nt
Organism: Aspergillus niger
Lineage: Eukaryota; Fungi; Ascomycota; Eurotiomycetes; Eurotiales; Aspergillaceae
Exons: 3
Biological process (GO): carbohydrate metabolic process
Molecular function (GO): alpha-L-fucosidase activity
Source: RefSeq, a predicted model, not a curated record